CUGAGACGCUAAAGUGCGAGUCGAUUUCCUUUUUUCGCCUAGUCUGGAUUUGGGGGCUGGGGCCAGAUCCUCGAUUCCUCGGAGAUCACGGACAAAGGACAAGCAACGGGUCUCUGUCCGCGUUCAGGAGACUGUUGGAGACACCAUGCUCUGUGCAAUGUGACUUGAUGUGGAUUCGAGAAACUCCAGAAUACGCGCGACUUAACGAGCGCGAUGCCCAUUUCAAGAUAUCACUCCCCAUCUCUACGAGAAGUGGCAAGAAUGCCGCACUCUUGUCCCGGAAUAUAUAAUGGUGCUGAAUAGCCGAAGAGAGUGCUCCCCAUCAACCAGCAACUAAAACCUCCAACAACUCAAUCUACUCACCAUCAAACCUGGAAAAUGACUCACUUCCAGAAAGUCGCAAUUCUCGGGAGAGGACACCUCGGCUCAGCCGUGCUCGAAGAGCUCACCAAAGCUCAUUUCGAGGUGACUGUUCUUACUCGAGCCCAAAGUACAGCGAGCACACCUUCAGAUAAUAUCGCCGUCAAAGAAGUGGACUAUUCUUCAGCCGACAGCCUCGAAGCUGCCCUCAAGGGCCACGAUGUCGUUGUCUCCACCGUCAAUCCCGCCGGCAUCGCUCUGCAGAAGGUAGCAAUUGAUGCGAGCAUUGCUGCAGGAGUGAAGCGCUUCAUCCCAGCUGAUUUCGGGUUGAUCACGACCGACCCAGAGGCGCAGAAGCUACCAGUCCAAGGGCACGUCGUGGAAAUUCGGAAGUAUCUAGCGGAGAAAGCAGAGGCCGGCGAGCUUGAGUUUACGAUUUUUGCGGUCGGUCUGUUCUUAGAGCUGUUCCUCACAAAGCCGCUCGCAAUAGACAUGGACGAUCGGGUUGCCACCCUGUAUGAUGGCGGUGUCCAUCCGGUUAGUGCCAGCAGCGUGUCUACCAUCGGGAAAGCAAUCGCUGCCGCUUUGAAGAAGCCAGAAGACACCAAGAACCGAGUCCUCCGUGUUCACGAUAUCGUUCUGACACAACGCAAAAUACUGGAGCUCCUGAAGAAGUACUCCCCGGGAAAGAGCUGGACUGAGACGACCGUUGAUGCUUCCUCGGAGCUUGAGACUUCUCUUCAGCGUCUCCGCAACGAGGGGCCGAGUCCGGUGGCCAUUUCGGGUGUUUUCAAGGCGGCUUUCUUCUCCGGAAAGUAUAAUGCGGCGUAUGACAAUACAGACAAUGAGCUUCUUGGUCUGGGUGUCAAAACUGAGGAAGAUGUCGAAGAGAUGGCGGCUGGGUUGUUGAAGCGUUAGCUUGGAUAUUUUGUGGUAUGCCAUUGAGGCAAGAUAUUCUACUAAACAACGGUAGAUGUAUGCUUUAUGCCAAAAGAGUUUCGUUCUGUGCCCGGUCCUGUCUUGGUGCUGAUGCCCAACUAAAUGUGUGACCUUCCCACCGUGAUGCGUUGGACCUUUUUUUUCUUAGCUGAGGCUCAGUUUUCGAAGCUUGAUGGUGGUCACACUGUGUCUAAGAUGCAUCAAGUCAAUGAUGAUAUCCUUCAAGCAGAUUCUACGCCCCGCAACACGAAGGCCGAAAAAGCAAUACGGAGGCGAAACAAGCUUCGUGCAACCCUUAAAUCAGCUUCUCGUAUUUACCCCGUGUUGGGAAAUUCGGUUACACUCUUGACAUCAGAAUACGAGAAGAACGACAUCUAUAUUUGGACUGAGCUUCUCACACCAAUGAAGCAAGCACCUGCACAAGAAACACGAUCUUAUCGCAGCCGAUCUCUGCAUAACCCUUGCAGA
Messenger RNA from Aspergillus calidoustus, 1767 nucleotides. NCBI's taxonomy places the organism in Eukaryota, Fungi, Ascomycota, Eurotiomycetes, Eurotiales, Aspergillaceae. The record is from the annotation of a GenBank genome assembly.